Messenger RNA from Chara braunii, 2978 nucleotides. Lineage: Eukaryota; Viridiplantae; Streptophyta; Charophyceae; Charales; Characeae. The record is from the annotation of a GenBank genome assembly.
CGUAAAACGUUUGGUACUACCAAACAAUUUUUAUCGGAAUUUGAGCUUGUGGCUCGCCUAAUCCCGGAUUUGUCCAACAAAGAUCGCUGCCUUAUUUUCCUUGAUAACUUCAACGACGUCGAACAGUCGAAAUUGGUUGAAGGGAUGCAAGGGAGGUAUGACUGGACUAAGGUCCGGCAAAAUGCGCUGGUGGGGAAGUUUGACAAUAUCCUCUACCGACUGUUGAGGCAGCAAAAGGAGGAGCGGGAAAAGGUGAAGCUGGGAGAAGUAAAGGACGGUGAAAUUUACAAAACUUUGACCUGCAUGAGAGAGAUGAUGGAAGGCAUGAAGGAGGAAAGGCUGAAGCUUCAAGUCAUGUUGGCCAAAGAGAAAAAUAGUAAGAGGAAGGGGAAAGAGCCGGCGAAAGAAGAAAGCGACAGUGAGAGCGAGGAGGAAAAGGAGCCGCCUAGCAAGUUGACAAAGGCGGAGAGGAAGGUCUUGAAUCAAAUUCGAGGCGGACAGGGGACUUCCCGUAAACAGGGGAAGAACGGUGGACAAAAUAAUCAAGGAGGGAAUGGCAAUGUCGGCCCUGGUUCGUCAGGACAAAGUUCCCAAGAUCAAGGGCAGUUCCAACCGCAGGGUGGAAGAGGCCGCGGUCGAGGCCGUGGGAACGGACAGCGAAGCCGUUGGGCGUGGCAACAGGAAGCCACAUAUAACUAUUGUGCAGAAAAGGGCCAUAUUAUGCGGUUUUGCCAACUCCUUUCAAAAGAUGAGAAGGAAGGGAUAGUCUUCACCACUAUACGUGGUGAAAUCUUUAAUUACGAAGGGAAUUCGAUCGACCCCAACAUUGAAGGGGGUAUGAGGAAGGAGGCGUAUCGCCGAAUGGGUCGCCCGCUGCCAGCGACGUUCCGAAUUGCCUCUCCUGGAGAAGCGCGGUUGGCCGAGGUCGAGGAGGCCAUGACGUCAUUACAUAUUGGCGAUUCGCCGGUGGAACCAGAAGGGUUUAGGGAACAAGUGGUGGAACGAGCGCAAACCAUCACUAGGCGGCUUGCCCGAUGCCGGGACUCUAUCAUCCGACUUUGCGUGGACAUGGAGGAAGUCUGGCCUGGAUUGCCGAAUGUCUUCCUCUUCGGCGAAUGGGGUGAUAAGAGGGAAGAUGCGUCUGGCCAAGCAGGGACGUCUGCUCCGAGAGAAGCAUCGCAAACUGGGCCAAUGGUGAGCACGAUGCGACCUAGGCCUGUGCUGAAGAGGAGUGCUCCGACCGUAGCCGCGCAGACUCGGAUGCGGCGGCGAAACGAGCAACUUCAGAAGGAAAGAGAGUCUGAAAAGGCAGUGGAAAAAGAGCCCAUCCCCAUUAGUGAGAACGAAGAGGAUAACGAGGAUGAGAAGUUGCGGGCCGAAGAGGAAAAACGGGCUCGUCGACGUGCGCUGGAAAGGGAGCCGGAGAAAGGGAAGGUUGAAGCAAGCGAGGGAGAGCCACAAAAGAAGAAGAACAUUUACUCGAUCCCCAUGGAGCAGGGGAUCGAUAUCGAGCGGCUCGUCGAUAAGAUUCUGAAGAGUCAGCACGACUUGGUCACGCUGAAGGAAAUCUUGGCGGUGUCGCCAAAGAUACGAGAGGAGUUUAAACCGUGGAUGACUCGCAAGAGAAAGCUCAGCGAAGUCAUUCCGCCAGAGGCUAACUGGUCCCCGCCUAGGACGAAGAUGGAUUGGCGAGGUGUGUCAACCGGCCAUAUGAAGGUCCAGAUUGGACAGCAGGAGUAUUCGGCACUUGUGGAUGAUGGAGCCGAGAUGAAUAUCAUUUGUGAGUGCCAUGCCAUUGAAGCGGGGUUGAAGAUCAACCGAGAUGACUAUGGGUUUCUGGUGGGCGCUAGCGGAUCGACCCCAUUCUGCGGGACAGCCAGUGGCGUUCUCGUCACGGUCGGAAAGGUCAAAGUCCGCUCUUAUUUCUAUGUGUUACCUAGGGUGGAACACGAGGUGCUUCUGGGAAGGGCGUUCCUAUGUCGGUCGGAAAGCAUCAUCAUUAACAAGCAUGAUGGAACCAUGUUUGUGAUCCUUUGUGAUCCUAUCUGCGGUUACUACGAGGUGGUCAAGUGUGCAAACACUGGACCCUAUUGUUCACGGAACCUGCUGAAUCCGGAAUCGUAUACUUUCCCGGAGUCAGAAAAGUUGAGAAGGGAGAAGGAAUCGGUAGGGGAGGAGCCGAAUGUUCGUGAGUUUUCACUGACCCUGCCUGAUAUUGGGCAGGCAAUCGAUUUCGUGUCGACACAUGUGGCGAUCGAUCCGAAUGUGGUGCAAGCAUUGACGGAGAUUAUCGCGGACACCGGAAGCGCAGGAACUAUGCGCCUUGUUUACUCCCCGUCGGAAGGGAAUAAGGGAGAAGGUCAGGAAUUUCCCUCCACUCGACAGGGUCCCUUUUUAGAGGACGCAGGCUUGACACCGGCGCCAAACAUCAUUGGAAGGGUGUCACAUAUCAUGAACUUGUUGGUUCAUGAGGAUCGCCUGAGGUUAAUGAACGCCGAGGAAGGAAGCAGUGAGGUCAAAGAAGCGUUUAAGGAAAAUGAGUAUGAAGGGGAGUAUAAGAAGAUAGGCAUGUGGUUGAAUGGGGAAUUGGAUGAAAGUGAGGCUGAUCCGGUUGUGCGAGAGAAAAGCAAAGGAUUCGUUGUUCGUGACGGUCAUCUCUUUAAGAAGGCUGCUGAUGGUGUCCCAAAGAGGGUGGUAUGCGGGAUCUCCCGACAGUUGGAUGUGAUUGCUGCUCUGCAUGAUGGGGUAGCCGGCGGACAGAUCUGCGCGGGUAACUCUGAACAAGAUCCAACGUCGUUAUUUCUGGGAAGGGAUGAGCAAGAUGGUGAUUGACUUCUGUAAAUCUUAUUUUCCUUGCGAACAGAGGUCUAACAUCCGCUACCUCGAACCCCUAAAUCCACGAUAUGUGGAAGAGCCAGGCGUGGUGGUGCAUUUGGAUCUCCUGGUAAUGCCGCCUGGGAUAAAUGGGUACAGGUAUA